Pecten maximus is the source of this 2228-nucleotide messenger RNA. RefSeq lists its product as uncharacterized. NCBI's taxonomy places the organism in Eukaryota, Metazoa, Mollusca, Bivalvia, Pectinida, Pectinidae. The coding region runs from base 212 to 1882 and encodes 556 amino acids. The record is from RefSeq and is a predicted model, not a curated record. The transcript is spliced from 3 exons.
UUAAUAUUCGCCAAUUUGUUUAUCGAUGUUUUACCUGUGUGUAUUUAGUUGACGCGUACAGUAUAUAGCUAGUCCAAUUACCAGUCCCAUAUUCAUAAUGUUGGUGGCACGUCAUUACACGUCGAUGGAACACGUACUUUUGAGGGAGGUGGUUCCAUAGGUUUACUGAAUACUGUACAUCUGCCUGGAUGGAAUGAAUAACAAAUGAAAUAUGGAAGUUGAAAGACCAACGCCAGAUUUUAAGAACUACAAAGACAAACGAGUAACCAACAUUAUCAAUAAGGCUUCCCAGCAGUUGAGAAUAUCUGGUCUCGUGAGGAAGAAUGCUGCCAGACGGUACAUAACAAUCACAAAUAGUCAUGCCUCCCUGAACGCCAAUGGCCAUUCGAAGGCCGUUGCUAAGGGUCUUUUGACGAAAGAUCCUAGUAAUCUUGAUCGUCAAAUGACUAAGGGGGUCAGUAAUCUGGAGCGUCAUAUGGUAGUGAAAAACACAGGUGAACUGGAGUCUCCACUUUCCAGGAAACCGCGCCUCUACUUAAAUAGAAAUCGGCAGACAGAUGCGACGCGUGUAUCGAGUUAUCCAGAUAUGACUUAUCGGCGAGUCGUACAUGCAAGAUCUAUGGCACGAUUGGCCACUAGGACAGAUUUUCUGAAAGCCAAGGAGCUUAUGACGGACUUUAUUGACCCAAAUAAGGCAUCGACAUUUUCAUUAACUAAAUCAGAUGAGCCUGCCAUGAGAGUUCGUCCGGUUAUAUCCAGGGAAUCUAGCCGACUUGAUACCAAUAUGAAAGUUGCCAUCAGUAGAUAUGUUACAAAUGUGUCACCGAAAAGAUCAGAUACCAUUCCCAGUAGGUCAGAUACCUCACUUAGCAAGUCGGACAUAAUGCGAAGCACAGAACAGCCCAUCACACCAGUCACUGCGAGAAGAAAUAAAACGCACCCCGAGUCUACAAGAGAAUCGACUAUACUAUAUAACAGCAGGCGACCGACAAAAAAUGCAAAGUCUUAUCUGAAACCUGUACUCCCAAGAAUGUUCUCAGGAAAUGUUCCAUUCUUGUUCAAAUUGAAUGGGCCUAUUCUUUUGACUGCACCUCAUGGUAUCAAGUUAUGGCGCGGUGGUACGGAUGGACGGAAGAAGAGAAUACACUACAGGGAAAUCUGGUCCACAGAGAUAGUGUUAAAACUGUCUGCUCAUAUAAACAAGUACAUGGGCAUCCCAGCCAGCUUCAUGGUCUGGGAUAGGAGAAUAGCUGCCCCGCUUGACCACAAGAACCUCGACCCAAAUUACCUCACAGAGGAACAACUUGCCAUGUCGCCUUGGCAUGAAGCUCUUCUGCAGUUCAAACGAUUUGGUAAACUGAACAAUUGUCCACUUUUACAUAUCGAUGUUCACGGUAAGAAAAACCGAAAAACAAAUCUUGAUGUUGACUUCGGUUUCAAAGCACUGGAGACUCGUUGGGAGGAUCAAGGUUUCGUAGGCUGGGUAAAGUCGGAGGCAGAGGCUUCGUUUAGUAGGUUGUUUGAUCUGCCUUGUUGUGAAACUAAUGAUGAUACAAAGUACACCACCAAUGUCAAUCCCAGUCUGUGUGGGGACUGGGGAGGCGAUCUCUACACCAUGACCUGUCAGUCAGUAUGCAUGGGGGUCCCUGCCUUCCAGCUUGAGAUUCCAAGGAGCAUACGGACACAUUUGAUAGAGGAUGAAAUUUUUAUGAACAAGUUUGCUAAAUGCAUUGUGGAUAUCUAUCGAACAUGUAUCUCGUUGAAUUCUGACGAGGAGUGUGACAGUAGAGUGAGGGAGAAUAGAAUUUUGACUGACUACAUCGACAAAUUAUUUAAUGAACAUAUUAAGAUUCAAAAAGUGGCACGGGAAAAACAGAUUUGAGAAGGUGACAUAAGAACAUCGUCGGAAGCAUGGCAAUACAGAAAAAGAAGAUUUUAAAAGUUUGCUGCAUAUCCACACAUAUAUAUCAUCCAAACUGCAGUUCCAUAAAUAUAUCAGAAUUUCAACAAUAUCAAACUAAUAUAGCAGUAUUUUUUUGCUAUAUUUAUUACUUUGUUAUGCAGCAGAAACCGCAGAACUGCUACCAAAGACCGUACAUAGCUUUAUCCUAUAUUCUCUGUUGCACAAUUCAGCAGGCUUCUUACGUUCUGGCUGGAUCUUUUCAUUUCAAAUAUCAUAUCACUUCAGUAAAAUAAACUAAUCUUGCAAUAAAAAAGUGACAAAAAUA